This is a messenger RNA of Antrostomus carolinensis (chuck-will's-widow), 759 nucleotides long. It is a transcript of the gene CUNH3orf52, whose product is annotated as chromosome unknown C3orf52 homolog. The coding region runs from base 1 to 759 and encodes 252 amino acids. The transcript is spliced from 7 exons. The record is from RefSeq and is a predicted model, not a curated record. NCBI's taxonomy places the organism in Eukaryota, Metazoa, Chordata, Aves, Caprimulgiformes, Caprimulgidae.
AUGAGUUGUCUCCGUGCUUGCUUCAGAGACAGAGAUCCUCACGCAGAGACAGAAGCUAUGAACAGGCAAAGCUCUGGUCAAGAGCAGGAGGUUAUUGAAUUACAAGAAGAUAAUGUGGAAGAAAAUGGGAUUGAUCAUGACAAACCUCUGAAUGCUCAAACACGAAAGGAGAGAAAUCCCUGGAAAUCAUGUGGGAAUGUAGUUUUCUGGAAGUGUAAACUAUGGAUGGUUAUAACUACAAUUUUUCUAGUAUUCUUCCUGGUCAUUCUCAUCAGCCUAAUUCUUUAUUCCAAUGUUUACACAGAUGAGGAUGACUAUUGGGAUCCUGAUACACUACGAAAUAGUGGAAAUUGUUGCAAUUUUUCAGGAACAUUGGAGUUAAUGUGUGGUCUCCCACACCUUUUCUCUGAAGACAUUACUAAGAGGUUAACAGAUGUCUACAGUUCAUCUCCAGCUCUAGGACGCUACUUUAGGUCAGCUCAGGUGGUUUAUUUCAGUAAUGAAAGCUCCACUGUAUUUUAUCAGCUAGAGUUUUCUGUACCACCAUCAACAGAGGGGUUUAUGGAAAACACAAUGAACCCAGAUUUUAUAAGGAAUGUUUUACGUCAAAAUAUUUAUGAUGAAGAUGAUACUUUUAAUCCUGGGACACCUGAAUGUGACAGGUUAAAGCUUGAUCCGACUUCUCUCACAUUAACAUCAGUGUUGAACUCCUAUAACACCACUACCUCCUUCUUUGUUGUCGUCCUGAUAUCACAAUAA